GUCUAGCAUGCAACAAUAGGGGUUGCUUCCCAGAGCCGUUGCUCGCAUUCUUAUUAAGCGGGUUUCUCUGUCCUCGACCUGUCAGUCAUACAAAGGAGGCGGAACUACAGUGGACCCUGUCAAAAGCACGAAUCUAAUACAGGAUCGGAGAUUCAGGGAUUCACCACCCGAUCAGCCCGGAGCCUGCUCGACCCUGAUCGGGUGUUUUGACUUUCUCUUCUCUUCUCAUUUCUUUCUUUUGUUCAAAUUUUGAUACUCCUUCUACGGAGAGUAUUUAGUAGUCACCGAGAGAGAGAUGUCGAAUUUGUACGGAGAUUUCAAUCAGAAGAUCGAUUACGUGUUCAAGAUCGUACUGAUUGGAGACUCGGCAGUCGGGAAAUCGCAGCUCCUGUCGCGUUUCGCCAGGAACGACUUCAGCCUGGAUUCCAGGGCCACGAUUGGGGUGGAGUUCCAGACCAAGACGCUCGUCAUCGACCACAAGACGGUCAAGGCUCAGAUUUGGGACACUGCUGGACAAGAAAGAUACCGGGCAGUAACAACCGCGUACUACAGAGGUGCAGUGGGGGCAAUGCUAGUUUAUGACAUAACCAAGCGCCAGACCUUUGAUCAUGUGGCAAAGUGGUUAGAGGAAUUGCGGGCCCAUGCAGAUAAUAACAUUGUAAUAAUGCUUGUAGGCAAUAAGUCCGACCUAGGGACGCUCCGCGAUGUUCCCACUGAAGACGCCAAAGACUUUGCCCAGAGAGAGAACCUUUUCUUCAUGGAAACAUCAGCCCUUGAAGCGACUAAUGUGGAAAUAGCAUUCCAAACAGUUCUAACAGAGAUCUACCGAAUCGUCAGUAAAAAAUCCCUUGUUGCCAAUGAGGAAGCUGAAUCUGCUGGGAGUUCUGCACUUCUUAAGGGAACCAAGAUUGUUGUCCCUGGACAGGAGCCAGUUUCAGGAGGGAGCAAGUUCAGUUGUUGUUCGUAUUCCUAGGCCUUCUAACCUUGUACACUGGAGUAUGCUGUUUGUAACUUAAGGAGAUUAUGGGAGGACACCAAUUGGUAUAUCAGAUGGUCAUGUCUCCUCUUGUAGAAACUGCUAAUUGGUUGAUGGUGUAGAUUAUCGACAGACCAGACCAAUGAGUUUCACGAUGUUGCAUGGGAAAAUUACUGUUGAGGCUGUAGAUUAUUUGACAGUGAUCGUAAUUUAGCCUCAGUAAAUUGCUGAAACAAGGAAAUUUGUUUUUAAUGUUUUGUAUUUCACAAAUUCAAACCACAAAAUAUUUGGAUGUUGAUUGGCUGAGAGACAGCAGCAGCCUCGAGGGAUUUUUAUUUUUGUAUUUUGAAGAUUUUGGUAUUAUAUGAGAUGCAUAAAGAACAAUACUAUAA
This is a messenger RNA of Rhododendron vialii, 1368 nucleotides long. RefSeq names its product ras-related protein RGP1-like. The record is from RefSeq and is a predicted model, not a curated record. Gene Ontology annotation, cellular component: endosome. The transcript is spliced from 3 exons. NCBI's taxonomy places the organism in Eukaryota, Viridiplantae, Streptophyta, Magnoliopsida, Ericales, Ericaceae. Gene Ontology annotation, molecular function: GTPase activity; GTP binding. The coding region runs from base 296 to 973 and encodes 225 amino acids.